UACAUUUUGCUGCGUUGUCGCCGAGUUUCUGGAUCGCGGCGUGUCACGUUUAAAGGGCAAAGGGGAAUGAUUCGCUUCGUCACAGAACUUUCGAGUAUAUGUAUAAUGGCGAAUUCUUUCUAUUUGUGUUUUAGCAAGUGAGAUUCCGCGUCACAUCCGAUCGUGACAGGAAGCCGCGACACUCGUCGCCACGAAUACGAGGGUCAAGUAACUAGACUAUGACAGCGAUGGAUUCCGAUUCUGAGAGUCAAGAUAGCGAUGACGGACGGCGAUUUCGUUUCGAAGCUACGCGCAAGGAUUCGGCCGCGACUGUGGAUAUUACGGACCGAGCAAAGACGUCUAAGAGACAUAAAUCAUCUCAUGGCGAGAACUAUCGGGACAGGAAGGAACGAUCCAAACACGAGAGCAAAACGGAUGACAAGGUUCUCAGACAUUUCACAAAGCAUUCGAAACACGAGUUGAGAAACUUGAAACAGGAGGAUAGUAAAAAUUCGCACAAAGACCACAGGGAAAACAGGUCUGGAUUCGCCACGAAUGACAGAAGUUCCAGAAAUUCCAACGGGGGUGACGCGAGGGAGAGAUCGCGUGAUUCGAAACGGCAAUUAGACAGGGAUCGAAGCGUCCACCGGAUGCAACGAUCACGGGAACACUCGUACGAGAGGAACCAUCACGACGAGCGAGCGUCAAGCGAUAAGCACCGAGGUCGGUAUCACGAAAGACACAAGCAUCGUUCUCGCGACAGGAGUCGAGAUAGAUCUCAUCAGUCCAAUAGAGUCAAGUCCUCGAAUGAUGAUCAUCGGUCUCGAGAAGAUCACGGGAGGCAUGAUUCUUCCAGGAAGCUAUCAAAGGAGAACAGGUCACAGAAUUCAAGGGAUUGUUCCUUGCCUAAGAACACCGAACGAGAGCGCAGUCACAGUGAGACUCGCUCGAGCGAGAAUACUAAGAAGGAUUCGUCGAUAGAGAUUCAAGACUGCAAGGAUUUGGAUCUGUCGCAAUUCGACGUUCUAUCGGAGACCGAUGAGAACAUGUCCGACAGUCGGGAUUCCGAGAGCCGAACGUUGUCUCCGCACUCGCGUAAGAUCAAGUUGAAAAGACAUGAUUCCGAAAUCCGGUCGGAAAGUUAUCCAAAGCGAAAGAACGACGACGAAGUCAGCACGAGAAAACUGCGGGAGGAAUUAAAGGUAAAAAGAAGGAGUUAUGAUCCGGCAUCUAGUUCCAGUAAUAAUAAUCCUAGUGCCGUUUCAGAUUCCUUACUCAACUCCGCAUCGCACACGGCACUCUUGGUAGAGAGAGAGGCUUGUAUGGACUCUGAGAGAGAAAAGUCUGAGUAUCGUGAAGAGGAAAAAAUGCUUAUUUAUGAUAAUAAUAUCGAAUGUUCGAACUCGAGAGAAAGAUAUUUGCGCUCUAAUGCUUCUUCGGACGAAUACGAUUACGAAAAGAAUAUGGAUCAAGCCAGACCCACGUAUGGUCCGCUUUUACCACCAGAAUUUGCAUCUAAUGCGUCCGACGGUAAUAAACUUGAUUCUGAGAUAAAUAUUCUCGAAGAUAAAAUUAACGAUGAGGUCGUUGGAAAAAAUAUGAAUUUUAUUGGACCUCGUUUGCUACCUCAGUUAAACGAUCGUCAAAGCAUAGAGCGAGAAGAUGCAGUGGAUGCUGUUUUCGGGCCAGCACUGCCACCACAUUUGUUACAACGACAACAAAAGAAAGAUUCGCUAGAUAGAAUUAUCGGUCCUGUGCUACCUGAUGUUCUGAAAUCGCGUGAAGAAGGUUUGAUCGCGUCUCCGAAUUCCGACGACGAUUCUGCGAUAGGACCUCUACCUGUGGAUCAUCCAGCUCUAAGAACUAGCCGCGUACACGAGCAAUUAGAUUUAAGAGCACAAAGAAUUAGGAAUGAAAAAUAUUCGGAAGAGAUGGAUAUCGGAAAUAAACGUGAGGAAUGGAUGACUGAGUUACCACCCGCUCAAGCUGCUAAUCUUGGAUUAGGUCCGCGCAAAUUCAGACUUCGAGAUGGUCCAGAUAUGUCGGAUAGAUCAUGUUGGACUGAUACACCAGCACAAAAAGCUCAGAAGCAGAUGGACUUGGAAGCAAAAAGAUUCAGAGAAUCAGAGAAAAAACAUGUAAAUGAAUAUCACAAGGAAGUGGAUAAAAGUAGAAAACAUGAGAGAUCGUUAGUAGAAAUGCACCAAAGCAAAAUUGCCAAGAAAAAGAAGAAAGAGGAAAAGGAAGCAAAACGGACUGGGAUAUCAACGAGAAGGCCAUUUGAUAGAGAUAUCGAUUUACAAGUCAAUCGAUUUGAUCAAGCACAAAAGAAGACUAUUCUGAUGAAAGCGCAGUUGCUCGAUGAUAGGUUCUCACGUGGGCAAAUUUAAACGGUUCAAGUUUUUUCUGGGGAUAAAAUUAUAGUAAGUGUAAAUAAUUGCAAAUUGUAAAGGGAGUUAUAUUCUGUAUUAAAUACAUUGAGAUUUGCAAGUUGAUCGAUUUGAUCAGAUAGAAAGAAAAACUACUGAUGAAAGUACAGUGGCUCGCGGCAAUGGAUUCUCGCGUAGAUAAAACGGAUUUGAAUUCUUAUGGGGAUAAAAUUACGGUAAUUGUAAAUAGUUGUUAAUGAAGCUUAGAUUCUACAUUAAAUACACGGAAAUUGACGAUAUCGAAUGUUGUUUGACGGUGCCUUGAAUUAACAGGAUUCUCGCCAUCUUGACUGACAAUUUUACAUUAAUAUUUUAACAGAAUAUGCACGUCAGCUUCGUUAUAUUCGUGUCUUUCUGAUUGUGAUUUUUUUGUAACAUAUUUUUUACAAAAACGACAUUUUGCUGUGAAGUCAACUAACUUUCGUCAAAUAUUUCGAUUUUAAUCUCAGUUCUUCAGUUUUUUCCGAAACGAAUGUAUCGUUGUAAAUUGUAUCGCGGAUUGUUGUUACUUUCUUUUUAUACUGCGGCUAUAAAUCGAAUGUGUUGUUUUAGAUAAAACUUUUCCAGUCGUGUAUCCUGCACAUCGUAUUUCGUAAUGUACAACUUGCAACGAAUUUGCAUAAAUUACAAUCGAACGAAGGUUUUAUAAAUAUUGUAAUGUAUAUAAUGUUGUUCUGUAUGUAAUGCAUCGUAAAAAAAGAAAACGACAGUGAUGCACAUGUCGUAAUAAUGACGAUUGUACGGUACAUUUCUGCUCGUAUAAAAUAGGUACGCCGCUCGUUGUUUGUUUGUUAUUUUCUAUAAGUGAAACAGUACAAAAUAUAUAGUGCGACAUUUGGCACUGCUGAUACGUAUCUUUAUAGAAGAUACAUAUCAGCGUGGUUGUAGUAAAUGCAAGUAAAACUACAUUGUCACACUUGUACUUUCGAGAAUAGAAGAUACAUUACACUGAUUUCACAUACAUGUUUUCAAAAGGCGGUCCUAUACUUUGGUGGGCCUGAAGCAACAUCUUAACACAACAAUUGAAACAAUUAUGAUAUCCCAAGGAUCUAAAGGAUCUCAGACUUCAUUAGUUUAUUGAUCUUUGUGAAUUUGCCAAUGCACUUUCUCUGUCAUGGCACGAGAUACGAAUCGAACAAUUAUCAGGUUUAUAUCGUUUGAUGAUCAUUCAUUAUUUUCUGCCGAGAAUUUAUGUAAAUCUUUGAAUUUGUAU
Molecule: messenger RNA, 3621 nt
Organism: Trachymyrmex septentrionalis
Lineage: Eukaryota; Metazoa; Arthropoda; Insecta; Hymenoptera; Formicidae
Product: zinc finger CCCH domain-containing protein 13
Exons: 5
Coding region: 219-2369 (716 amino acids)
Source: RefSeq, a predicted model, not a curated record